UGUGUUAGAGCAGCUCGGCGCUCCGGCACAGCAGAGAGCGCUGGGAGCCGGAGGGGAGCGCAGCGAGUCCUGGCCCGGGGUCGUGCAGUCCAAGGGGCUGGAUGGCAUGCUGGACCCAAGCUCAGCUCAGUGUCUGGGCCCAAUAACAGCUUUUCCGAGGGAGCAGCUUUCUGUCCUGGCCACACUGAGGUGAACAGCGUAAUGUCCAUGUUGUUCUACACUCUGAUCACAGCUCUUUGGAUCGGCGUCCAGGCAGAAGCGCACACCCAGAGCAAUGUCCCAGCAGGACACGCCAUCCCCCAAGCCCACUGGACUAACCUUCAGCGCUCCCUUGACACAGCCCUCCGCAGAGCCCACAGCAGCCCGGCAGCUGCGCUAGCCGCCAGGGUGGCAGGGCAGACCCGCAAGAUCACCGUGGACCCCGAACUGUUUAAAAAGCGGCGCCUGCGUUCACCCCGCGUGCUGUUUAGCACCCAGCCCCCACCUGCGGCCGCGGACGCUCAGGAUCUGCACUUGGAGGCCGGCGGGGCCGCCCCCUUCAAUAGGACUCACAGGAGCAAGCGGUCGUCGUCCCACCCUGUCUUCCACCGGGGGGAGUUCUCGGUGUGCGACAGCAUCAGCGUGUGGGUGGGGGACAAGGCCACCGCCACGGACAUCAAGGGCAAGGAGGUGAUGGUGUUGGGAGAGGUGAACAUCAACAACAGUGUAUUCAAACAGUACUUUUUUGAGACCAAGUGCCGGGAACCCAAUCCCGUCGACAGCGGAUGCCGGGGCAUCGACUCGAAGCACUGGAACUCAUAUUGUACCACGACCCACACCUUCGUCAAGGCGCUGACCAUGGAUGGCAAGCAGGCUGCCUGGCGGUUCAUCCGGAUCGACACGGCCUGCGUGUGUGUGCUCAGCAGGAAAGCUGGGAGGAAAGCCUGACCGGCCAACAGCCCUCAACCUCUCCCAGCUCCCCCCUCCACACUCUCCGGCGCCCCUCCCUACCUCAACCUGUAAAUUAUUUUAAAUUAUAAGGACUGCAUGGUAAUUUAUAGUUUAUACAGUUUUAAAGAACCAUUAUUUAUUAAAUUUUUGGAAGCAA
Mesoplodon densirostris (Blainville's beaked whale) is the source of this 1087-nucleotide messenger RNA. It is a transcript of the gene NGF, whose product is annotated as nerve growth factor. Bases 202 to 927 code for a protein of 241 amino acids. Gene Ontology annotation, biological process: regulation of neuron differentiation; positive regulation of peptidyl-serine phosphorylation; neuron projection morphogenesis. The transcript has 3 exons. The record is from RefSeq and is a predicted model, not a curated record. Gene Ontology annotation, molecular function: nerve growth factor receptor binding; growth factor activity. NCBI's taxonomy places the organism in Eukaryota, Metazoa, Chordata, Mammalia, Artiodactyla, Ziphiidae.